Arachis duranensis is the source of this 1141-nucleotide messenger RNA. RefSeq lists its product as uncharacterized. The record is from RefSeq and is a predicted model, not a curated record. The transcript is spliced from 5 exons. Bases 196 to 1011 code for a protein of 271 amino acids. Gene Ontology annotation, cellular component: endoplasmic reticulum membrane; COPII-coated ER to Golgi transport vesicle; Golgi membrane. Gene Ontology annotation, biological process: endoplasmic reticulum to Golgi vesicle-mediated transport. Lineage: Eukaryota; Viridiplantae; Streptophyta; Magnoliopsida; Fabales; Fabaceae.
UCUUGAAAGAAUAGAGAAAACUUCGAAAAGAAGGGUUUUGACCCUUUGGGCAUUUCCAUUUUCAAGCUCUUAAAUAUAGAAGAGGUACUGAGGAAGGAAAGAGAAUAGUAGAAGGUUCCAAAACGGUGCGAAUUGAGAAAGGGAACGGGAGUGAGGGAGUCUCAUUCCUCUGGCACUGCCAUUGCCGAAGUUAGAAUGUACAAUAAUGUCAGACCCCAACUUGGGGUACUUCAACCCCAACCUCCAACUAACUCACAACCAAAUCCAUUUGGUAAUGCAUUUCAAUCUGCCGGUUCAGGACUCAUUCGAGGUGGAUUGGGUGCAUAUGGAGAAAGAUUAUUUGGAUCAAGCUCUGAGUAUGUUCAAAGCAAUAUAAGUCGAUACUUCUCUGAUCCUCAAUACUACUUUCAAGUGAAUGACCAGUAUGUUAGGAACAAGUUAAAGGUGGUUUUGUUCCCAUUUCUACACCGGGGUCAUUGGACAAGAAUCACCGAACCAGUGGGAGGUAGACUCUCCUACAAACCUCCAAUCUAUGACAUAAAUGCACCUGACCUGUAUAUUCCACUAAUGGCAUUUGGCACCUAUGUUGUUCUUGCCGGCAUCUCAUUGGGUCUUCAUGGAAAGUUUAGUCCCGAGGCUUUGAACUGGUUAUUCAUCAAGGGUUUGCUUGGUUGGUUUAUGCAAGCAUCACUGCUUAAAAUGAUAUUGCUUACAUUGGGUGGUGGAGAAGCACCUCUGUUGGACAUCGUAGCGUACACCGGGUAUACCUUCACAGGUAUGUCUUUGGCUGUGGCUGGAAGAAUCCUAUCGAGUUACGCGUACUACUUUUUGAUGCUUUGGACUUGCUUAUGCAUGGGAAUAUUCCUGGUGAAAACCAUGAAAAGAGUCCUCUUCGCAGAGGUCAGGAGUUACGAUUCGAGCAAACACCACUAUCUCUUGCUCUUCAUUGCCUUGGCUCAGUUCCCAUUGUUCAUAUGGCUUGGCAAUAUUACUGUCAAUUGGCUUAUAUAGAGUAAUAAGGUUACUCUACUUAAAAGCACUUAAUGAACAUUUUAUUUCCUUCUCCUUUAUUGUAAAUCCUCACCAAAGAUGCAUAAUUUUAGGACUAUUACACAAAUGUUACAUGAUUUUGGUUUUUCAA